UCCAGUCGCCAUGGAAAGAUACGACUUUGCCCGUGAAUUUAUUUAGCCUGAUAACGUGUUAGUAAGUCACAUACAUGUAUAUGUCAGUUUAAAGCCAGACUAAAUCGGCAAAAUAUAAUCUUUUUACCCUCAGGUAAAGUAUAGACAGGAGGCUGAUAUUCAUCCCUCAAGCUCCCAGGGAUCCCUCGACCUGCCCCGAUGAAGGCCGUGCAAGACGAUGACCUCCUGGAAGAGGACUCCCCUCCGGACAAUAGGGUCGUUCAGACGAACCAGUACAGCUCCAUCUCUCCUCCUGCCUCACCUGUGGCAGACGAAGAGCCCUUUUCCACAUACUUUGAGGACAAAGUGGCCAUUCCCGAGGAUGUCAACCAGGUGUUCAGUUUUCGUAAACUCUGGGCUUUCACUGGACCAGGGUUCCUGAUGAGCAUUGCUUACUUGGAUCCUGGAAAUAUCGAGUCAGACCUGCAGUCUGGAGCUAAAGCUGGCUUUAAGCUCCUAUGGGUGCUCCUUGUAGCCACCAUCAUUGGGCUGCUGUUGCAGAGGUUAGCUGCACGUCUGGGGGUUGUCACAGGAAUGCACUUGGCUGAAGUCUGCAACCGCCAGUAUCCUACCGUCCCACGAAUCAUCCUUUGGCUGAUGGUGGAGUUGGCAAUUAUUGGCUCAGACAUGCAGGAGGUCAUUGGCUGUGCAAUAGCUCUCAACCUUCUCUCUGUGGGCAGGAUUCCACUGUGGGGAGGAGUCCUCAUCACCAUCACAGACACAUUUGUGUUCCUCUUUUUAGACAAAUAUGGCCUGAGGAAACUUGAAGCUUUCUUUGCCAUACUCAUCACAAUAAUGGCCAUCAGUUUUGGUUAUGAGUAUGUGCUUGUGAAGCCAGACCAAGGGGAGCUGCUAAAGGGGAUGUUUGUACCUUACUGUGAAGGCUGCGGGCCUGUUCAGCUGGAGCAGGCGGUGGGAAUUGUGGGCGCUGUCAUCAUGCCGCACAACAUCUACCUGCACUCAGCUCUGGUCAAGUCUCGUGAAAUCGAUCGCAGAAAUAAGAAGGAGGUAAAGGAGGCCAACAAGUACUUCUUCAUAGAGUCGACUAUCGCCCUCUUCAUCUCCUUCCUCAUCAACGUCUUUGUCGUAGCAGUCUUUGCUCAGUCUUUCUUCAAUAAAACCAAUAUGGAAGUGAAUGCUAUGUGCAAUGCAACCGGCAGCCCUCACUCAGACCUUUUCCCUCUAAACAACGGCACACUUGAGGUGGAUAUCUACAAAGGGGGAGUGGUCCUGGGCUGUUUCUUUGGCCCUGCCGCCCUCUACAUCUGGGCUAUAGGCAUCCUCGCAGCUGGACAGAGCUCCACCAUGACAGGCACUUACUCCGGCCAGUUUGUUAUGGAGGGCUUUUUAAACCUGCGGUGGUCCCGUUUUGCGCGUGUGCUGCUGACCCGCUCCAUCGCCAUCACGCCUACUCUGCUGGUAGCCAUUUUUCAGGAUGUGCAGCAUCUGACGGGGAUGAACGACUUCCUCAAUGUGCUGCAGAGCAUGCAGCUUCCAUUUGCUUUGAUCCCAAUUCUGACCUUCACCAGUCUGACGUCCAUAAUGAACGAUUUUGCAAAUGGAUUGGUGUGGAAGAUUUCCGGAGGCAUCGUCAUCCUGAUGGUUUGCGCAAUCAACAUGUACUUUGUGGUGGUUUAUGUGACGGCGCUGAACAGUGUGCUGCUCUACGUCCUGGCUGCACUCCUCUCUAUUGCCUAUCUGUGCUUUGUAGGCUACCUGGCAUGGCACUGUUUGGUUGCCCUGGGGGUUUCCUGUCUGGACUUUGGUAGCAGGAUUCAAAUGGGACCAUCACGUCACACGGACAUUUACUUGCUAAAUGACAUGGAUACGGACACUUUGGUUGAAAGAUAGGAGGAAACAUUGUGAACGAAUGUUGAACUGUGGCGGAGGUGUCUGAAGAACACUGACAGAAGUGUGGGAACACUGAAGCUCGGCCAGUAUGUCUUUAUCUUCGCUUCUCGGUGCCUGAGGCUUUUUAAAGUGUCCUUGCAAUAUAUAGUACACCCAAAAAAAUCAGGGUUUUUUUUCCAUCGCAAAUAUCUCUCCAACUUCAGCCAGCAACAUGUUGCAGUAUGUGUGUCGAAAAAUAUUUAUGCCAAAAAUGGUUGGAUAUCUGGGCUAUAAAGACACAUGUCUGAGAUAUUGAAGUGUCUGUGACAUAGUAAACCUAUUUUUGAUAAAAACAAUUUCACCUCAUGGUCCGUUAUAUUAUGUUUGUCCCUGUUGGCCUCUCCAAACCUUUCCACUAGAGACAGUGGCAGUAAGCCAUCCAGACACUACAGUUAUGAUCACUUCCCCAUUAGAAAUCGCACAACAAUUAACCGUCUUUUUGAUAACAUUCAGAUGCCAGAGUGAUACGUUCAGAGUUCACAGUUGGCUGUUUUAGCCAGUGUUGCACUAGAGAAACUUUGGACCACCACAGGCUGCGCUUUGGAGGAGUCUGUGUUUUAUUUUCAUGUUUCUAACCUUUGCCUUUUUUGAGGCUUACCUGUCAUGAUAUAAAAAAAGAAAAGAAAAAAAUCGUUUCAGAUUUUGACUCUCCCCCACAAUGAGAAGAACGUAGGUACUAAAAGAAAAAGUCUGAUGUAGAUGCUUUGCUAUUAAUUAACUUAAAGGAAAACUCAAACACGAAAUAAGUAGUUUCCAGCUGCCUGUAACUUUAUUAUAUUUUAUAAUAAAAUAAAGUCAUUUAAAGCAUUCAUCUUGAUGUUUAUAUUAGAUUUAUAAAUUAUUAAUAUAUUUAAUAUCGACAUAUCACUUAUGUGAGUUUAGUCACACUUCCCCCUUUUUUAUACUAUAUAAGAGAAUGACAGUUUUAUGUCAUUCAUUCUCUUUGUGUGCAGUUAAUGCAAUAUAUUUUCUGGAUAUGGGAAUUAUUGUCCGACUGUACGCUCUUUGUAUUUCCAAUCUUUUUUUUUAAUUUCCAAGUAUACAUUUCUAUGCACAUGUAUACAUUCCCUAUGAAUCUGCUGUACAUUUAAUGUGAGUGCUGAUAGCAGUCAUUUGAGUUUGUUCAGACUGUCAGGAGCUUGCACAUUUGAAGAUUAUAAUUUGGUAUUCUAUUAUUCUUUAUUUCUUAAAUUUCGCUCUCAGUUAAGCUUAGGUCAGUUUAUUUUAAGAUCAGUUUAUUUAUGUGUAGUUUUUUUUUUUUAAUGAUAGUUUGGCUUGUAAGUAGUUUUAUUAGGUGUUUAUUUUUCUUUUUGAAAAGUUUUACAUUUAAUUUCUGGACUGAAUAUGGAGUAAAGGUUAGCAGUUGGCAGUGUGGCACAAACAGGUGAGGUAAACAUGAGAAGAAAAGUACAGUGUUGCAUCAUGGGUAGCAGCAUGAAACAUGUUCACUGUAGCUCCAUCUCAGGGCUUCCCGUGUCUGUGUGAUUAACUCGACUCUGGUGCACCAGCAGUGUCAGAAGAGUUUGUAACUGUUCAAAACAUGAAUGUGUGACUGUUUCAAGUGUGCUAAUAUGUGCUAAUAUGACAGAUGCCUCUAAUUGUGACACAUUUUGAUAUUUUGCAUGUCCUCUUGUGCUCUUAAAUGAACUUAAUUAGUAUAGUGUUAUUGAAAGGAAACAAAAAUACAGAGAAAAAAACUAGACAAGGAGAUAAUAACACUAAACAUUUUUAGAGGUUUAGUGUGCACUUCUGGUUUGGGCUGUAACAUAAACCAAACCUUUUCUUUGACCAAAUAAUAAGCUGCACUUCUUUUUAAUUUCUGUGCAGACGACCUCAGUGCCUCCUGUGUUCACCACUGUGCCUCGUUUCUGGGAUCUGUGGGACACUAGUCGAUCAAAAACAAACUCAAACUUAUUGAAGAAACUCACUGUUGCUGGUAGAACAACACAACUGUAAAAUGGGUUAAUUAGAGUCAGUAUAAGAGCAUGUGAACAGUUGUUAGUCUAGAGGCCGUUAAAGAGGUGCUGAGUAUUCCCAACUGUGCCUGCCACUGAUAAUUUAAUAUCCCCAUCAGAAGAAAAAUGACUCGCCCACCGCCAAUGGCACUUCUUGAAAAUGGUAAAUAUGAGCAGCUUCUGUAUGGUUUGUCUCAUUAAAGAAACUGAUCUCAAUAUAUUUUCUAAUUAUGUUUUUUUUAUGUCAGCCAAGGUGUUCUGUAUUUGCCAUCAUACAUGUUUUUCUUGAGAAAUGUUUAUUAGUAUUUAUUGUAUAAUUCCACUUGGAGAUGUGUAAAAUUGUGAGCUUCUCGUGAAAAAUUUCAGUUUUGAUCCACAUUAAUAUUUAGAUUUUUGCAACUUAAAUGACAAAUCAUGCCAAAUGUUAAAAGGAAAUUGUACAAAAUACCUUUUUUGUAAUUUAACUUUUUUAAACAACUGAAUAGUACUUGAUGUCAAAAGAGAUGGGCUGAGGUGUAAUUCAAAUAAUAGAAAUUGGCACAAGUUGUAUGAUAGGCAGCCAUUAAUGGGAUAACAAAAAAAAGAAGCUUAAAAUAUUUUAUGUUUGUGUUUUUAAAGCAGCAUUCACAGAACAUGUCCCUUCAGGACAUUUGCUUCCAGCUAAUUCCAUUUAAAAACACAGGGCUGACUUCAGUUAUUGAUCACUGCAUCAUGUGUUGCAUUUCAAAGUAAAAGUAUUUGUAAGAGACCAUUUUCUGACUUGCUGUAUUCAUUUAAAUGAGAAGCCCUCCAGCGUUUCAUACACCAGGCCAUAUAUCAGGUUUUGACCUAGUCUGGUUUCUGAAAUCAUCAUUUUAUAUGCUGAGAGGUCCAACCGAAGAGUGGUUCUCUGAUUUGUGUUACUAGGUUUUCUGUUUUAAAUUGUUUUCCCUGUUUUAUGUAUUUUUUUCCCCUAUUUGAAUAAAUAAAAGUAAAAAAACAAGAUUAUUUUUUGU
Scomber scombrus (Atlantic mackerel) is the source of this 4879-nucleotide messenger RNA. RefSeq names its product natural resistance-associated macrophage protein 2-like. Gene Ontology annotation, biological process: metal ion transport. The transcript has 17 exons. Gene Ontology annotation, cellular component: plasma membrane. Gene Ontology annotation, molecular function: manganese ion transmembrane transporter activity; iron ion transmembrane transporter activity; cadmium ion transmembrane transporter activity. Lineage: Eukaryota; Metazoa; Chordata; Actinopteri; Scombriformes; Scombridae. Bases 199 to 1890 code for a protein of 563 amino acids. The record is from RefSeq and is a predicted model, not a curated record.